Molecule: messenger RNA, 927 nt
Organism: Peniophora sp. CBMAI 1063
Lineage: Eukaryota; Fungi; Basidiomycota; Agaricomycetes; Russulales; Peniophoraceae
Source: the annotation of a GenBank genome assembly
AUGAAACCCGCCGUGCAACUUCCCGAUCACAACCUACACGAAUCGCCGCACACGCGCGGUAUAACCAUACACGGCUGGACCAUCAACGCCACGACAAAGCCGAUCUCCAGCGCAUCCGAGCUCGAUGCUUUACAGAGUUCGCUGGGAGGUUUGCCGUUGCCGGAGAUGACGUUCGGGAGCAAUGCGUUGGAGCUGGUGCAUGGACCUAGCGGGUGGAAAUAUGUGUUUGAAACGGAGGGCGCGCUAAGAGGCGUGAAGAAUGGCGAGUUGGGCGAGGGCGAUGGAGGUGUGAAGGUCGGUUAUGCGGAUGAGUGGUUGAAGAGCAGGACAGUGCCCGACUCUUCAAUCCCGUUGCCCAAAACAGAACCUACGAAACCGUAUGACUGGACAUACACCACCACAUACGCAGGUCGUUCAGACUCCGAAGAGCCAGCAACGGAAUGGCUACCUCAGGAUCCUAUGACGAGCAACUAUGGCAUUCCUAUAGCAGAGCUCACGCGUCCGGAUCCGAUCCUGUUCUAUGCUGAGAUUCCAUUGUAUGAGGACGAGCUGCACGAUAACGGCGCGUCGAGCUAUCUGGUCAGGAUUCGCGUCAUGCCAACGUGCAUCUUCAUACUCGCUCGUGCAACACUACGAGUUGACAACGUAUUGUUCCGCGUGCAUGAUACGAGGAUCUACCACUCCUUUGCAUCGGCGCCACCCGCCAUCGUACGCGAAACGAGCGGCUGGGAGGCACCAUAUGCUCAUGUAGCACAACGUCUGCCCAAACGAGAUGACAAGACGCCUCUGACAGACCCCAACUUCAUCGGCAAAGUGCUCGCGGAUAUGCCCAAGGAAUCGACGCAGAUCGCCGGUGCGGGCACGAAAUGGCGUGGACUAGGGACGAAGCUCGAGGUCGCGAUGCUGCCGCAGUCUCAAUCAUCAUAA